AUGGUUAAGCCUUUAAAACCCAAGUUCAAAGUCUCGCGAUACGAUUUGAAUUUGCGAGCUGGAACGAGAGCAGGGAACAACAGAGCGAGCACAGUGGGAGCUGUUGUCGUCCGAAACGGAAAGGAAAGGUGGGACCGAAGACGGGGGGAAAUAAGUGCCAACAGCAGUGGGAAAGUAACUCGAGGCACCCUACCAAAAUCACUUUGGAAAGCAGGACCAGACGUUAAGUGAUUUCUUACUGUCCGCAGAGCAAGUGCCACGGGCAACAGACGGUACGUUCUCAUCGCUCCGAGCUAACCCUGCUAGCCAGCUGCUGACGCUCACUGUGUUUGGCUGUUAGCUAGCUGGCAGUCUGGUUACCCUUAGUAAAGAAAGCUGAAAAUAUGAAACCUAUGAAAAUACUGCAUCAUUUGUUCACUCUUUGUCAGUGUCAUGUGUUUUAAUAUGUGUCAUAACAUUUGAAGGUGACGGUCGGUAUUUGUGGGGUAUCGUUUACGGACACUGAUCCCCGCAGCUCAACAAUCCACCAGGCUGACACUGUUCAGGAGUCUAAAAUGUAGAAAACAUAACACUAACUUUCUGACGUUAUUUUAAAUAUCUUUAAACAUAAUAACUCCAAGCUCUUCGCAGUAUGUAGAUAGCAGUUGUUAGGCCCUGGUUUGUAGUGUUCCUGAGACGUGGAUUUUCCUUUUCCUAUGGUUAAGAAUUACAGCUGUCUCUAGACUCAAGUCUGGGUACUGGUCAGCAUGGCUAACGAAAACCACUAAGACUGGAGCAGAAAGAAUCAUUUCUAAAGGCAGUGUAGUGUUAUAUGUAUCACACAUGUGUCAGGCUGAGAAAUGUCUGACACUUUUGGAGCUAAGAAACAGCUCGAUUCUGCAGCUGUAUUCACUUUCGUUUUGUGAAAAAAUAUAGCUAUUCACUGAGCUUUUCGAUUUCUGUAUCAAGUGGUUUAUAAGUGCUAUCCAGAUGCUUUUGUCACAACCUUUCUUACAACACAGGGACAGAAAACAGAGCCCACCAUCCAGCAUAGUCAGUAAUCAAACAUGGCAUGCAGAUUUGAUUUGCAGCCUUGAGGGCUUGAAAACUAGACAUAUAACUUGUCACAAAGCUAUUGAUCACAUACUGGUAACACUAGGUUUUAGGUGUCAGAGAACUCCUUAUGUUAACCCUGAUUAAUUAAUUAUGCAUCUCAGUGAACAUCAAUUAAAAAUUAACCCACAAAGUCCGUAACAGAUGUUAUACUAACAAAAGUCCUGCGCCCUAACCUGUGGAAACUUAGUGUCUGUGUUUGAGCUGCUGAAGAAGACUAUGUUUUUCUAGUGAAAGUACAGUUUUUACAGUUUGCAAGAAAGUGGAAAUUUGUUCCUCCACCUCCAUUUGAGAGUUUUGUUAAAAUCUUGUCAUGCUUAUCACCUGUACUGUAAGACUGAACACUUAUUGUUUUGGGGUAAGCUGUCAAAACAGUUAUCCCACUAACUGUGCCUGACAUGACAAAGCAGUGUCUGAGAUUUUACAGCCAGCAGUUUGUGGGAAGGGAACCUUUUUCUAGAGUGGGGUUUGUUUACUGUCACGUAACAUCUCCAGGGGUGUAUAAAGUUGCAUUUGAUCUCUACAUUUCUGCAUUUUUUUAUUUUCCACAAAUGUGAGUGGCAAAAUAGGACAAAAAUAGCAGGAAAGUAUACAAAACCUGUGACAAUCCAAAAUGAAAAUCCUAAACUGAAUAUGCUUUAUCAUUUACUGACCAAGUGAAUUAUUUCUGUAUUCAACAGCUACAUCUGGUUGGCAGAAGCCAGAGAAAGGGGCAUGGAAAGAGGAUGGAAAGCACUGGGAACUUUGAAUGGGCUAAUCCAGAGAAGUUUUUAGCAUGAACUGUUUAAUUUCCCACAUUUUUGGGGUAUUUUGUUUAAUUUUGAAAACUUCUCAUGCACCUGUAAUCUAUUACUUAAAGGUGGGGUAGGCAUGAUUUGUGGUGUUGCCAGUUUUGGAGAGAAAUCUUGAUUGUAAGCCAUAGACUGUAUAUACUCUGGACAACUUGGUUCCCGCCUGUAUACAGAUUUGAAGCCAAAAAGCCCUCGGUAUUUCUCAGAUUUUUCUUCAUUUCCUGAAACCAGCGCUGCGCAGUAGCGUUGUGUGCAUUCGACGGGAGAGUCGCUGUGGCUCAAACAGCGUAUCCCCCAGGUGAGCUACGCAAUCCCUGAACGCCAAUAGGCUGUAUCAGGUGUCAAUCAUAGAAAACCUGAACCCCCUAAUAACUUUUAAAAACGGAGCUUCACAGAAAAAAAGAGGACUUGAGCACAAACCAGUCUUACUGUAACUACAUGUCAACAUCGCAAGCAGGGGGGAGAAAAAUUUAUGUUCUUUGUGAUAAAUUUCUAAAGUUUGUCCACAGCUCCAUAAGCUUUACUGGCGGGAUUUAUGACCUAUACUGCAGCGCGUCAACAGAGGGUGCUGUUCUCCGAGUGGCUUCACCCAGCAAAUUCAGAUAUAAUGCAUAUAAAUACUUCAGAUGAUUACAAGUGGAGCCCAGUCAACAUGAAAGUAAAAAGCAUCGGUGCUACUGUAGAUGCCAACAGACUACCAUCAAACACAAUGUUUGCAGGACUUCUACAACUAGGAUUAAGUGAUAUAGUCCAGGACCCGAGGUAAACAGUUUAGCGGCGCUACAACAUGCAGCAGGUCCCAUUUGACAAGAAACACUUCUGUUACAGACACUUGGCUUACUUUGUUAAAGCAGUUUACCUGUCCAACAGAAAGUUUCCAGAGUCUGUAAGAUCCCAAAGCCCCCCCCAUUGUUUAAUCAUUGAUGUUGACCUGGCUUUUCAGCUGUUGUCCAGUCUACCUCCUUUUAAAUCGCCCGCUGUUCCGCCAGAGUCUUGUUUUCUUGCUUGUGUUGGCAGUCGUAGCCAAAGGAGGAUUCAGACAAUUUUCUGUACUUUCUGGUUGGUUUGUACUGUCCAAUAUUGUCACACGCUAACUCUGUUUGGGCUCAUAAACGACACGGGGUAGUAGCGUCCGCCUCACAACAAGUCGGGUUGGGGGAGGCGGAGAACGGCUUUGUGUACAGUCAGAAAGAGCAGGCCGCUCAAAAAUUCAAAAUGUUGACUACACAGACAUGACAAAACAGCCAUAUCGUUAUAUUCCCAAAUGUCAUCAAUAAAUAAUAUUUAUUGACUGAUAUUAAAAUCUUUUUGUUUAUACACCACAAAAAAAGAUGCUUCUUUGACGGAAUCCAGCCUACCCCACCUUUAAGUGAUGAAUAGAUCCAUUUUAACUCAUGACCAGUCAGACUGUUUGACCCAGCACAACACCAUUACAUUACUUUCUUUAUAUUUUACGCAACAGCAAAAAUAACAACGAAGACAAACUUUUAAAAAUUUUACAGUUGGGCCUUUUAGUUCUAUCCCUACAGAUAGUAGACAAGGGAGAGGGCAGGGAAUGACAUUCAGGAAAGAGGGCACAGAGUGAAAUUGAACCUGGGUUGCUGGUUGGGGUGUGCCAAGUACAUUAAGCUAUUGGUGUCCCCAAAAAUACAAAGUUGGAUACAGAGUAAGAUACAUUUUUUUCCUAUACAUUCAGUGAGGGCAGCACAAUGGAGUUUUGACCUCAUUUUACUUGUGGUCCAGUGGCAAUAGAAUAGUCACUAUAGUUACUCUCACUCGCCUGCCUGUGACCACGCAGUGUGAGAAAACAGAGGCUUAAAGGCCAUGCAACCAGCAGUGUUUUUCAUUCCAUCUCCAUUGAGAAUUACAUUGCAAUGUCCUGAUUAACCUGAACUAUCCCUCAAUGGAAAGUAGAAGUAGCUGGGGUUUGACAGUUGUGGAGUCACCAGAAUGUUAACAAGUGGCACUGGAUGACAAUCUGCUGUCACUGGAAUCAAACAACUGGAGGAGAAUGGAUGAACAGUGUUUCAAUAAUUACAAAAGUGCUUUAAAUUUAGUGGAAAAACUCAAAACUAUGACUGAAAUACAUUUAAAUGUAUCUGUUGUUGUCACAACUGUCCAUUGAAUUAUAUCUUCAACUAGUUGUUGGACAAGUUGCAUGAUCAGUGGGAUUUGGAGGUCUCCUAGAAAUUGUUCAGCUACAGAUGCUAUUUUCCAGCAUCUCUUCCUGCCUUUUGUUUUGUUUUAUUUUCUAAACUCUUUGUUUGAAUGGAGAACCUUUUACAUUGUUGGUAAAUGUGUUCAUGUGAAUACUUUGAAAAGCAUGUGUCCUUGCGGAGCUCAGAUAGAGCAGAAGCACAACAGAGUUUCUAAAGCUGUAGCUGUGCACAAGAGCAGUUUGAGUGUAGAGAUUAUUGUAGAGAUUAUUUCACGUGUCGUUCCAAAUGACAUUACUGGAUUUAUAUUGUGUUUUAUGUGCUGUAAAUUUACCUGUCUGGCCUUUUAUGUGGGAAAUACUAAGCAGGGUACAAAUCUGUUCUCAUUUCGCUCUAAAAGUGGGCUGUGUUUAUGUUUAUCAGAUUGACGUUAUGUUACAUAAGUCAUGUGAAAUGGCAGUCUUGCAUCAGACAUCAGUUAUUGAUUGAACUGAUUUGAUACUGGCACUGAUAGGCUAUCUAAUAAGAUAGAAAAGGUGAAGUAAUCUAAAAUUGUUAUUGUUUUUUCAUACUUCGAGCACACUAUUUAGCUUAUUUAACUUCCUUCUAGUAUCCAAAUGUAUUACAGAAAGGAAUUGUUGGUGUCUCUAAAUUACAUAGACAGCUGCUAGCUAUGAUGUCACCCAGGUCUCCUCUAUUGUUAUUUCCUAAUUUAUUCCACAACCGUGUGAUAUUAUUUCCACAUGAUGAUAGGUGGAUACACAGCUGGGAGCAUUCACUCAUUCACACCACGUUUAUACAUAAUGUAAAGCACCUAUCAGUAUUAACUCAUCCCAUUCACACAUGGAGGGCACAAUACCAGGGGCAGUUAUGGUGUUUAGGUGUGCUGAGGCACCACCGGAUCGAACUCUCACUUGCAAAUUGUGCUUUGGAGGAGGCAAAAAACUAGAGCACAGGACCAUGGAAGGCACUGACCUCUGACCUCUGCAAUACUCUCACUUAUAUCUUCCUCCAGCCUCAACAAUCUGACAUAAAAAUACACACAUGCACAUACAGAACUCACUCUCCUAACAGUAAUUCAAACAGAUGUGACAGCUUAUAAGAAUUUUUCAUGACAGUGCUGCUAUUACACAGCAGCUAUUUUACAAAGUGUUUCUCUCUGCGUGCUCACAUACUGUACGUUUAUUUAGACCUGCCUCUUAUAGUGACAGAGUUUAUAACUGAUACUCACGCUGAGUUAUUCUUCUCCAGCCUCAUGCUGUCUGAGCCCUUUGCUCUCAGCUGAGCCAAAAUGCCAGGAUGCUUACCUCAUUUCCUCUCCUCUUGUGUAAAGUGAGGUAAUAAAAAGGGCAAGUCUUCAAGGAGCAGUCAGCUAAAAAACUGUACCCUUGCUCCCUUGGUUGGGAGAAGAGAGUACAGUAUACAGUUAAGUGCAGUAUACGUAUACACAGUCUAUUGUUGGGAGUCUCCUGUUCCUAUCUUUGUUCAUUGAGCACUAUCUUCUCUGUUCACACUGCGGUAAAGGGUUGUUUUGCACCAAAUUAAAGCCUGUGUAUCUCAUAGGAUCAAACCCAGAUACUCCUCCAGUAGUUGAUCAAUCAAACUUUCCAAUGUGUUCACCAAAGGCGUGUUUCAAGGGUCUGUGUCAUUUAACCGCUGCAACCAACCACACCCUCAGUUUCAGCUUGCACCACACUGUGCUGACAAGGGAGGAACAGUGUUUGACUUUGAUCCAACAUCAGUCAAUAGCUGCUAUGCUCUCCUGCCUGGAGGUUGCUCUGUGUUUAUUCAUUAUGUGGUGGAAGCUUUGCUAAUGCAGUCACUGUCCCAUAGCCGCAUAGAAUCCCAGGAAUGUGCAUGGAAGCAGUAUUACACAGGAGUCAGGCAGACCAGGAAUGCAGAAUGAGUGAUACUGACUAGCUAAUGACACUGGGUUAGCUACUUCAUGACUUGUCAUUCACACUUGUCUGUCUGUCUGUCUGACACCCCCCCUCCCAUCUCUGUACAUAUCUGUCUGUUUAAUCCCGUCUUGUCCCUGCUUGUUUAGUACUUUAGCUCUUAUUCUAAAUCUCUGGCUGUUAAGGAUAUCCUGAUCCACUUUUUUGGCUUUUAUUGUUCUUUUUUUAACACAUCAGUUGACAAUAUUAUCCGACCAGGACCACCUUAAACUGUACUGGGGAGGCAUUGAUCCAGUGUGCAUUGAAACAGAUUGAAACAGACAUCAGUGCCCUUAAUACGUAUUGUAAAACUAACAGUAGUCAGUCACAUCAUGUUUUAGAUCUCCCACUCUUCGCUCCAACAAUGUUACAGAAUCACUCAUUUCACUGUUUCACAUUUCUGUAAGACCUCUGUGCCAGGCAGCAUUACUGAUAGUUUCCUUUACCCCAUGGAAGUAUCCCCCCAAACAUUACCAUGCACUGCAUUCCACCAUUAACACAACUUCCUGUUUAGACUGUGGGUUAAAUUUAGAAUUUCAGGUCUAAUUAUUAACUGAGAGGAACAAAGGGCAUUUCUCCGCACUGCUGGGAUCAGGGUGGCGCUCUCACUUCUGUUUGACUGUCAGACUCCAGCAGGCUGCAGGUGUACCUGUCUUACACCAGGGAAAGUGAGUUUUAGGUAUGGAGAGGUUUAGGUAUCCUGGUUAGACCAGCUCUCAUCUUGAGUGCUGCUCUUAUGGGAAUAAUAUUUAACCAUUGUGUCCACAUAUUGGGGAAUGCAAAGUGGCUGCACUGCUGUGGCAAAAUCAGUAGGAUUGAUUGAUUAAUUAGGGCCACAGGGCAAACGCACCAAGGCACUGGCCCCUGUACAAAAAAUAUAGAGGCCAGUGCUAUUCUGUGAAUUUUUUCGUACUCUCCUCUAGAAAUUUCAAUUCCCUACUAAUCCUACAGCUUUUUCUUGACAUUUGACUACCUCAGCUUGUGGCACGUCUAAUGUCAUGGGCAACCAGCUCAAGGCCAGGCCCACAGCUGACACCAAUUCACUAACCGGGGACUGUUCUGAUACCUCUGCAUCUUGAAAUCACUUUUAGAGCGAUUUGAAAAAAGUCACACUCCGAUUUUUCUUUUACUACUUAGAGCGUUCUUAGUGGUCUUUAAAUUGUGAUUAUGAAGUCUUUUGCCAAAAUCACGUCACCACGUUCUCCUGAAUCUCACAGCACUAUACUUGUAAUAUUAACAACCGUCCAUCCGUCACAGAAGCUGAUAUAGUGACAACAGUUUUAGGCCCAUCCCUUCAAGCAAUGCAGUGCUUCAGGUUGUUUGGCCUUUACCCUGGUUUUAUUCCUGUUGCUGUCAUAAACACAGAUAAGAAGCAGUAAAUAGACGAACAUCAGAUGAGGAGUUUUCUGUCAUACUUCCUCAUUUCGAUCCAAAGUCUUACAGUGACAGCUGGCUGGAAUAAGAUUGCUAAGAUGCUGGGAGUGUCCAGUGACAAAAUGUUUAUGGAUUUAUAAAGCUUGUUGUACUUCUUACUGUAAUAAACCACAAUCCCCUGCUACAGGAAAUUUGAGGGAAGUUUAGAACUGAAGUUUGUCAGCUUGUUUAGUGAAAGUUUGGGGCAGAGUCUCCUGAGCAACAACAGGUCAACUGAGGUCAUGAGUGGAUCUGUUCUCCCUCUGGAUUGCUUGAUGAGCUUUAUCCUCAAGGAAACUGUAAUCUGUGGACAACUCCUUAGUUGUUGUUGACAUGCUUACUACUAUUUUUCAUAUAUUUGAGUUGUAAUUUCAUCGAAAGCAUAAAACUGAGUGUUGAUUUUCUGUCCUCUUUCUCCACUCUCUGUCUCUCCACCUUUCCUCCUUUUGACUUUUUUAGGUUCUGUUGCAUCAGUUUUGUGGCAGGUGACCCCACCCCCUCCGCCAAAAUCCGGCUAUUAGAUGUGACCACGAGGUUGAUCAGGAGAAGCCACCAUGUCUUAAACACAGACGGGCCCUCUGGAGCCCUGUCCCCCCACCCUGGACCUCCCUCCCCCUCCCCCAUCCACCACCUUACCCCCUCUCCCAGUCCCAUUCCUCUCCCAGACCUUCCUGCACAUGCCAGGGGCAGGAUACCCAGUGCAGGCUCCCCACUGGGACACCCUUCCCCACCCUCUGGAGAGAUGAGCCUGCAGAAGCACCAGCCUUUCGGCAGUGGUGGUGGGGUCAUGGGCUCUGACAGGGACCUGCAGUCAACUGCUUCCUCCAUCUCUCUACCUUCUGUAAAGAAGGCCCCGAAGAAGAGACGCCUCUCCCUCGCCUCUAUUUUCAGACGGCGAGGGCGGGAGCCCAAAUCAGGAUGCCUGAGGUCUAGAGAACUCCACUAUCCUGGGCCUGGAGGAUUUGGAGGAGUGGAUGGUAUUGCUAGCAUAGAGAGCAUCCACUCAGAAAUGUGUAACGACAAAAACUCUCUGUUCUCCUCUGCUGGGACUGCUGCUGCUUCCACCUCAUCUGCUUCAGGGCCUUCCUCCUCAAUGUCCUCCUCGUCUUCCAAGGUGGGGAGUGGGGUAGGCGCAGAGCUCCUAGAGUGCCCACUGUGCCUUCUGCGCUACUCCAGGGAGCAGUUCCCUGACAUCAUGACCUGUCCACACCGCUCCUGCAUCGAUUGCCUACGCCAGUACCUGCGGAUUGAAAUCUCCGAGUCCCGUGUCAACAUCAGCUGCCCUGAGUGCUCUGAGCGCUUCAACCCUCACGACAUUCGUAUGAUUCUGGGCGACCAGACUCUCAUGGACAAAUAUGAAGAGUUCAUGCUGAGGAGGUGGCUCGUGGCUGACCCUGACUGCCGCUGGUGUCCUGCACCAGACUGUGGGUAAGUGAGCCCAUGUGAGCAUGCCUAUAAACCCUGAAGACAAAAGUUCAGGUCACUUUUUUUUCACUAAAAUGUGUGUUUGAAACAGAGUAGUUGAAUGUGUCAUGUAACAUAAAGGAAUAUGUUUCCCCAGGUAAGAAUCUGCUUAAGCAACAAGAAAACGAGAGAUAGACCAGUUCCUUGGCUAUCCUCCCGAGUCAGAGUCCUGCCGCCCGUCUUUACAUUGUCAGUAAUUUGGCCUCCCAUUAAAACACUUGUGAACCAUGAAGACCUCAAGUACCCUCUCUUGAUAUCAAGCUAAGUCUCUAAAACAAGCUGCUUAUAGUUCUAGGAGCAGUUUGGAGCCUCAGAAGAGAAACUUGUGAGAAGACACCAAGCUAUUUUCUGAGAUAUCAUUAUAUAUAAAUGCUAAAAUACUGCGACCACCUUUUCAUCAAGUCGCUUCGCCCUGUUUCUCCUCACUUGUAGAUUUUUUUGACUGCACUUGCCAGUUGUAGGUUAAAAUCACCCAUGAGGGAAUGUCUUCACUGAAGUGAACUGGUCUGUGGACUCCAGGCUACAUGAUCACCACAUCAUCAUAACCAUAGUCAUUUGUGCUGUAGUGGGGAAUCAAGAAGUUAAGUUAUCAAGAUCCUUUUCCCUGUGGUUAAGAAUGGAGAAACAACUUCACUCACUGUCCCAAGAUCAGGUCACAAGACGGUGGUUGUACCAAGCAGCAGAGGGAAGUUUUCAGCCCACCCCAUCAGGUUUUUUUACAGUAAUAUAAACUGGUCUCUAUUAGAAUGCUGCUUGGGCGUGAGCAUGGCCAUAACAUCCCACAAUGUAUGUAAGGUAUUGUAAUGCAGCUCCACCUUGUAUUGUACCAGAGAGGACCUAAGCUGACCCCUCUGCUGACUCCUCCUGUCUCACCGUCUCCAUGUCUUCUUUGUACCAGCCGUCUGUCACCAUCCCCCCUCUGUCUGAUUUCUGUGUCCAGCAGCUAUUUCCAUGUCUCUCUAGCUGUCACUGUGCUGUCUAAUUUUUGCCGUCUAAUCCCCUUUCAUGAGUGAUGGUUUGCUGGCUCCCCCCUCUGUUUGGGCUCACUGUAAAUGAAGUCAGCACCUCCAUGUAUAAAGAGUCAAACUGACAUCCGUAACAGUUGGCUUGCUGUCUCUGUUAACAAAAAGUAGCAACUCAUGCUUGGAAUCAUUUGAAAUAGUUUGUUCUUGAUAUGAUCAAACUAAUCAUACCCUUAGUUGUUUAUGUUGGCGUUUUAAUUGCUUCUUUUCAUUGGUCAUGGAUAAGAUGAGUCACAGGACUUAAAAACCUAGAGGAAGACUUCAAAAUAAGAUAAACAACACAUGGGGUCCUGUCGACUUGAUAAUUACCAGUCUGACACAAACUUCCUCUUUCAGAUAGGACUGACAUCUCUCUGUGAUAUCUUACUGUUUACAUUCAGUCCCUUAAUCAGCCACUCAAUCGACCGAUCAGCCAGUCAGUCAAUCUUUAUCACUGCAGCACCAAUUUGUGCCAAAUGCUAUCAUUCCAGACUCAGCACUCUGAGGGGUUCACAGAUCCAGCAGUGUCCCAGGCUCUCUGUGGCGAGUCUGUAUUUGAUCAUUCGUCUUAACAAACAGAGGCUUGCCCAUUGAAAGCUUUCCCCUUCUGUAGAAGAUUCCCUUUUCUACAUUUGAAACAUGGUCAGCUUUCACUCCCAUUGUGUUGAGUCUGUCAGCUCAAGGGCUGUUUUUCACAAUCCCACAGUUGUCACUUUGUCAGAGAUGGAUGGUUUGCUGAGCUGUGCUCUGUUAUUCAAAUACACAUGCACAGCUAUUGAGGGAGGAUGGACAUCAUUGCAGUGUGAACACUCCAAUCUGGCCCAAAUCUGAUUUUUUCAAAUCAGAUUCUGCCCACAUCCAUAUGUGGUCCUGAAUCAGAUAUAGAUCAGAUUUUUUUCAAUGCGACCUGAGUGUAAAUGGCCAAGGAGGAUUUGAUGUGCAUUUUAUACAUUCCCCUCACUAUUUAGAGCGACAAUUCUGUGUUGAGGCAACGAUGCAGUAAGCCAGUGGAGGGACAGUGAGGUCUUGGACCUGAUAAGCAUAUGGAGUGACACUUCCAUGCAAGCAAAGCUUGGGGGUUCAUAUCAUAACCGAUCUGUGUCAGAAAGUAUGUUGAAAGAACUUGCCGAAUGGGGACACAGGAGACCGUGGCUACAGUAUCAGCGAAAAAUAACCCCAGUAAAGUUAGUUCUAGGUUGGAUGGAUGGCUCUUCAAUGGUAAGUGCCCAUCAAAUAUCCAACCUAAAACUAACUUCACCUCAGUUGAAAAGUAAAGAGUCUUAAAGCAAAGUUUAAAGAAACUGGAGAUUCAAAACAGCCGUGCUCACAUAACCUGCCUACUUUACAAUGAGCUUGAAUGUGUUUUGGGUGAUAAACCCAGCUGUCAGCCGCUGGAGCUGUUUGACAGCUAUCAGGAAGCAGGCAAAGAGGAUUCUGAAUCUCAGAGGAGCGGAUCAAGUUCAACGGACAACCCAGAUAUAAUACUUCAUCAUUUCUUUAUUGUAUCACAAACACACGGCAUCACAUCCAUUCAUUUAUUCAAUUCAAAGCUUUGCGCACCAAAGCCUCGGGUUGUCUUCGAUAAUCACUCUGCCUGUUUUACAUUUAUUGUCCAUUUGAUGGCACAGUAGAGUAAAUGAAGCACAAUAAUGAAGCUUCGGCCCAGGAGUCGAGCAAUUGGAUGAAAACUUAAAUGCUUCAAGAGGCUUCAUCUCACCAUCACUAGCAACGAACCUCUUCCUCGUGCGCGUGCGUUCCAUCAUUUUGGUUGACCUGAUACAGAAGAAAUACACUGACCUAUAAUCUUUUCACCAAUAACCCUUGGACAACUAUCGCAUGAUCUCGCAAAUGUUUUGCGAGAGCUCACAAUAAUUUUGCGAGAUCACUUAAAAAAUCUCUAGAAAAUUAAAAAAAAAAUGUCCUUCAUGUCCCCUUAGGGGCUUUACGGCUGUAAACCAAAGUGUUUCUUAAGAUAAGAGCAAAGAUAUUCCUUUAUUCGCCCAGAAGGGGAAAUUCCCAAAAGUCUAAUCUUAGUCUAAUCAAUCUUAACUUUUACCCAAUAAAUGUAAUGGUCUUUUCUACCAGAUAUGCAGUGAUUGCCUUUGGAUGUGCAAGCUGUCCGAAGAUCACAUGUGGCAGAGAAGGCUGCGGUACAGAGUUCUGUUACCACUGUAAGCAGCUGUGGCAUCCCAACCAGACCUGUGAUGCUGCCCGUCAGCAGAGGGCCCAGAGCCUUCGUCUGAGGACGGUCCGCUCAUCCUCCCUCAGCUACAGCCAAGACAGCGGAGCAGCAGGUUGGUCGAUUGAACACACAUUACAUAUAAUGAACCAAGAUUUGUGUUGUCUGUUUUCAGCCCCUGGAUUUCUGUUGAAGCCCUCACAUGUUUAAAGUGAUGUUGCCUUGGUAAAUGGAUGAAUGAUGAAGAAAUGAAAAAGAAUUCAAAAAAGAAAAAGGUUUUUUUUGGCCUUAACUGAAUUAAACUUUUCAGCAAGAGCAUCUUAGGGACGAGUAAUUGGGACAAAUUGUAAUAAUAACUUGACGGACAAGGUGGAGUAAAUAACAAUUAUGACGACAGCAGAGGAGAAAAAAUCACAAGUCAGAGAGGGCAGUAAAGAUUCUUAGAAGAGGAAAAAAGUCAAAUACUCAUAUCCUCCCGCUCCUCUCCCACAUUUUUCACACAUGUAUUCCCUUAAGGUGAUGACAUCAAGCCGUGUCCACGCUGUGCCGCCUACAUCAUCAAGAUGAAUGACGGAAGCUGUAACCACAUGACAUGUGCCGUUUGUGGCUGUGAGUUUUGUUGGCUCUGCAUGAAGGAGAUCUCAGACCUGCACUACCUGAGGUUAGUUGAUGAGAAAAGUGAGGACAUGUGACAGUACUGAGUGUAUGAAGGAAGGUUACAACUUUCCAACACCAUCUCUCUCCUAUGCUGCAUUUGUUCAGUCCAUCAGGCUGUACUUUUUGGGGGAAGAAGCCAUGGAGCAGGAAGAAGAAGAUCCUUUGGCAGUUAGGAACCCUCGUGGGUGCCCCUGUUGGGAUUGCACUCAUUGCUGGCAUCGCUAUCCCUGCUAUGAUCAUUGGCAUCCCUGUGUAUGUGGGCAGAAAGGUAAGGCCAUAGAAACAAAUUCAUUUGCAGUCAUUUAGAAAACAUGUAAGUAUUCCUGCAUAUGGUUUUGACUAAUUUGACGUGGCAGUCCAUUGAAAAACCCGUUUAGCUGAAUGGACUAUCAUAAAGAAAGAGACCUCAACUCUGUGUUAUUCUGAAUAGUCUAAAGAGUUUUCCAUAAAGCCUAUCUCUUAUCUGCUCAGUUAUUCACCUUAUCAGUGUUAGGGAGCUUUAAAUGUUAAUGCAGCAGAACAGGCACACAGCUGCAGAAUUUUCCUUAUCCUAGUGUCUUUUAACACACACUUGAGCUAAGUAGCAUCACUCACAUGUCCAGAUGUUUCAACUAAGACUUAAAGUUUGAAUAAAAUAGAAAUGAACAGAAAAGACUCUCCAGAAUUUCCCCUCUGAACUCACAGACCAAAAUCAAAGCCUAACUGUUCUUUGUCAGUGUGACUGGAAAAAGACCCCUGAGCAUGAACCGUCAGUAUUCCAUAAACACAGAGAGAAUGUGUUCAAAGGUACAGUAGAGAAAUGGAAAUAUCUAGUCAUAGCUAGUGGUAAGUAGUAGACUUGGGGAAAAAAAAAAAACACCACCCCCUCCCUGUGGCAUUGGACAAAAAGCUCCUGUGAUGCAUGACAAGUUAGGUCCUCUAUUUGUCAAAUUUUUACCCUCAAAAUAAUCAGCUACCAAUACAAAAGCUACUCUAGGACAGAGGAGAGAGCACGUAACCUGUGGGCUCAUGGGCAGGGCCCACAGUUUGGUAUCAAACCAACCCCUUUCAAGAAAAUUUAAGAACCAAAGACAUACGUGGUAAAAAUAUUACUAACAGCAGCUAAAAAAGCUAUCACAAAGAAAUGGGGAAGGAAAGACGCCCCUACACAGCGCCAAUGAACUCAACUGGUAGAGGAAAUCUACAAAAUAGAACAAUGUUUUUGUGGAUUUACUUGUACCAAUUUAUUUGUUGCACCUUUUGUAAAGGAAAAAUUUCCAAUAAAAAUUAAAGUGGAAAAAAAAAAACAACCCUUUCCAGGACUGUUACCUCUGUAACCACCAGGCCACACCGCCACUCAACACAGACAUACAUGGUUUAUAGUGCACCAUUACUCAUGCUGAACCAGGGUCAGUUAUACAUUUGUUUUGUCACAGCUUCUCUAUGUCUAAAGGAAAAGAGCGCUCUACAACAAUCUUACAUGAAGACUUUGUCAUGAACUUGAAUCUAAAGCUACAUCUCCAAGUUACACUACCAAACAUCAAAGUGAACACAGCUCAUCUUACAGUGAAUUAUUCUCUGUUUUUCCUAGUUAAGGUCUUUGUCUUCAUUGUCUUUCUCUUUUAAUUCAUUGAGUUGGUCUAUUUUUAUAACUUAUUUAAUGAAUAUGAUGGUUAUUAUUAGUCGUUUCCUGUUCCAAAUUGGUUACAAUUGCAUCUGUUUAUCUUUGUGUUUAUAAUGUAUUAAUUGUCCUGUUUAAACAGUUUCAAUAAAAUGUGUAAAAAAGUUCAUUUUAUUCAAAAAGGAAAUACAGGAGUCUUACCCUUAACCCGAGAAGCUAAAAGCCUAGCCAUUGUACUAAUGUCCCUCUGAUAGUGUCAGUGUCAGAGUGUGCUGCACAGCAAAGCUACAUAAUACAUGCCUAGGAAUUUAUGAAUGUCUGUAAAGACCAUAACACAGGAUCACAGCUGCUUUGGUUGUAGCUGUGUGACUAACCCCCUGUCUUCUCUCUGUCAGAUCCAUAACCGCUAUGAAGGCAAAGAUAUUUCCAGCCACAAGAGGAACCUGGUAAUCGCAGGAGGAGUGACUCUCUCUGUCAUUGUGUCUCCAGUAGUGGCUGCAGUCACUGUCGGUCAGUCUGUCCUCCAAACCCUCCUGCCUUCUCUUUCUCUCUCUCUCUGAGCCUCUGCUCAGAUGCUCUCCAUGCCCAGACAUCUGAACUCACCUAUCCAACUUCAUCAUGUAGAGUUUUUAUGGUUUUGUGUUCAAUGUUUUUCAAUUUUCUCAUAAGCUGAUAGAAAAUGUGGAGGUUAGAGAUUUGAACAGUUUUUCCUGAAGUAGCUGAAGUGACCUCUGCUGUUAUUUUUCUUUAUGUCUUAGUCUAACAUAUCCUCACUGUCCAAUCAGGAAUCGGAGUCCCCAUCAUGCUGGCUUAUGUCUACGGUGUUGUGCCCAUCUCACUGUGCCGUAGUGGAGGUUGUGGCGUCUCAGCAGGGAAUGGUAAAGGAGUCCGCAUAGAGUUUGACGAUGAGAACGACAUGAAUGUUGGCAAUGGGGCGGCUGUCACAGGUACGUUUUGUAAUCUUUUGUGUUAUUGGCUCGGUCAAAAAACAACAAAAUGUUCCUUUUAUAGACUGAUUUACUAACAAGUCCCUUUCUUAGUUAAGCCUGAUUCUGGUUUGAACCCAAAAGUGUGUUUAUGUGCGUGGUCCCUGAAAGUGUAGCUUCUUGUGAGGAAUAGUCAUAUUUAAAAUGUGGAAUAUCAAACAUGAAUGAUUCAUUAAAUCACCCUCUAAGCCCACAGUUUAGGAUUCCUCAAGCACAGCACGCCUUUUUCAUAUUUUGAUUUUUUUCUCAUGGUUGUUGUUUCAUUGAAGAUACUACAUCUGUGGCUGACACCAGGAACAACCCCAGUAUAGGUGAAGGUAGUGUUGGGGGACUUACUGGUAGUCUGAGUGCCAGUGGCAGCCACAUAGACCGUCUGGGGGCCAUCAGGGACAACCUGAGUGAGACAGCAUCCACUAUGGCCCUGGCUGGGGCCAGCAUCACAGGCAGCCUCUCCGGCAGUGCCAUGGUCAAUUACUUAAACAGGUACUAAAAGAGCAACACAUACAAGUCUAGGAAUUCAUGAAGAGUUGAGUUUUAGGGCUGACUGGAGCGUCAGUGUGCUUUGCUGCAUUGUCUAAAUAUCUCCUAUCACAUAUUAUCAGGCUGGAGGUGCAGGCUGAUGUGCAGAAGGAGCGCUGCAGUCUUAGCGGAGAGUCUGGCACUGUCAGUCUGGGUACAAUCAGUGACAACGCUAGCACCAAAGCAAUGGCUGGAUCCAUUCUUAAUGCCUAUAUGCCACUGGACAGGUAAGAAGAAUCACCUUUUUAUUUCAAUGCUGAUCUCAGUAGACCUUUUCUUGAUCUUAUGUCUGUCCAAAAAUCUGAAAUAUCGAUCACACUGACCAAAAAGAUCCAGCCAAUGACCUGCUGUUAUCUACAUGUGAGUCUCAGUUCCCAGCAGUGCUGUAAAAAUAGUACUGUGUACUUCUGUUCACCAGUGUUUCAACAGUCUUUAUGACUUCUAUCUUAAGAUUAUGUAAGGGAAAUUACCUGAUGAGGUUUAUUAUCAGGAAUUCGUUGACAACUUAGGGUCAGAAGCUUUUCUGCUGUUGAAGUCGAGACCAUCAAUUCCUUAUCAUGGAAACCACUGGAACAUUAAAACAUGGAGCCAGUGCCCGGCUUUCUUACUGAUCACACUGUGUUAAAUUUAGCUGUUAAAUACUUGACUCUGAUUGGCCAAAAAGCCUUGACAACAGCUAUCAAAUCUGACUUGCUAUCUGAUCAUACUCAUCACACAUACCAAACUAAUCCAGGGGAAGUGAGUUUCAGGGCGUCCUCUGCACUCUUUUUAAAUUUAGCUCUGCUUUCCAAAACCAUCAUGGAGGAAACUUGACAUCACUCAGUGUAUCUGCAGAGCACAAACCUUCAAAUUGGUGGAUAAUGGCUGACUGUUCAACAGCUAAGAAAAGAGAGAAGCUGCAUGAAAGACGGCUGUAUACAGGGGCCGCUGUUAUAUUCUGCACCUGUAAUGAAUGUCAGGGGAAAAACAAUUGUGUUAAGGCUCAACCACAUAUGAAAAUGCCAAGUUCAAUUUUAAUUUAACCUCUAAGUUAGCUGGUAAGAUUUCCAUUACCUGAUUAGCACAAUCCCUCCUCCAGGUUUGGUUCGACUCCUUCACUUUACUUCCUGUCCGGGUCUUAUUUAUCUCACCCUUUCUGUUCAAAGCUGCCAAACCCAGAGAAAAACAUCAGAGUCACUUGCAGGAUUAUUUGAUGUAAAUUCUCCAGACAAUGACCUGCUCUGUUCCCACAUGAGCUUAUUCAGACAAUCCAGGCUUUGUGCUUGUCAGCUGGAGGGGCUGAAUCUGUUUUAUGGUCAAUCUUGAUCUACAGAUCUCGCAUUGAGCUCCUCUAGGUCAUGUCUGCUGAGCUCCAGGUCGGAAUAAGACAUCGACUUCAGAUAUAGCAUUCUCCUUGUAAUAUGAGAUCUAUAUAUCUGUGAUACUUUUCUGAAAGCAUCUCUUUGUGUCUCACAUUUCUAACUGCUUCUCUUCUAUCAGGGAUGGGAACAGUAUGGAGGUCCAGGUUGACAUUGAAUCCAAACCUGAUAAACUCCGGCACCACAGUGGCAGCAGCAGCGUGGACGACAGCAGCCAUGUUGGCCGCUGUGGCUGGACAUACCCCUCCAAUAGUUUAGCCUCCUCAGAAUGCAAAGGAAGUUCAACAAAGUGGGCCAAAGAGGCCUCCUGCUCCUCCUCCUCCAGCUCCGGGGGCAAAAAAAGCAAAGGAAAGCUACGCAAGAAAGGCGGAGGAGGCACAAAGAUAAAUGAAACAAGGGAGGAUAUGGAUGCUCAGCUGCUGGAGCAGCAAAGCACCAACUCCUCCGAGUUCGACUCUCCCUCCCUGAGCGGCAGCCUGCCAUCUGUGGCGGACUCUCACUCCAGUCACUUCUCUGAAUUUAGCUGCUCUGAUCUGGAAAGCAUGAAGACAUCCUGUAGCCAUGGCUCCUGUGGAGGAGACUACCACACACGCUUUGCCAAUGUCAGCCCCUUACCUGAGGUGGAGAAUGAUCGUCUGGAGACCUGCCCGGCUUCUUCAUCUUCCCCCCAGAGCCAAGGAGCUGGGUUUCCACCCCAGUCCCCCACAUCGUCCCUUGGCCAUGGCGCAGAGCUCUCUCCUCUUUGCUUCAUAUUGGAGGAAAAUGUAAACCUGGUGUGCCCAGCUGAGCUGGACUCUCACAGCAACACCAGAGAGCUGCUUAAGGAAACUAAUAACAACCACCAACAACCACAACACCCAGCACAGAGCCAGCAGCCUAAGAACCCCUGCAUACAGACAGAUAUCUAA
This is a messenger RNA of Xyrichtys novacula (pearly razorfish), 18061 nucleotides long. The record is from the annotation of a GenBank genome assembly. Lineage: Eukaryota; Metazoa; Chordata; Actinopteri; Labriformes; Labridae.